Messenger RNA from Acanthosepion pharaonis, 807 nucleotides. The record is from the annotation of a GenBank genome assembly. NCBI's taxonomy places the organism in Eukaryota, Metazoa, Mollusca, Cephalopoda, Sepiida, Sepiidae.
AUGCUUUUUACUUGCUUUUUUUCUUGCAUUUUCCUUGCUUUUGUCUUGCCUCUCCUUUGUUUUUUUCCUUGCUUUCCCUUGCUUUUUCCUUGCAUUUGUCUUGCUUCUUUGUUUUUCUUGCUUUGUCAUUACCUUUACUUGCUUUUUUUCUUGCUUUUUCCUUGCUUUUGUCUUGCGUCUUCUUUCUUUUUCCUUGCUUUGUCGUUGAUUUUCACGUGUUUUUCCGUUCAUUUUCUUGAUUUUACCUUGCUUUUUUAUUCCUUUUUCGAAUAUUUUCCUUGCUUUUUUUAUCGCUUUUCUUUUUUUUUCUUGCUUUUUUUCCUGCUUUUGUCUUUCUUUUUCCUUACUUUUUCCUUGCCGGUUCUUACUUUUUCCUUUUUAUUGCUUUUUCCUUGUUUUAUGAUUGCUUUUGUUUUGCCUUUUCCUUGCUUUUUACUUGAUUUCACCUUGCUCUUUUUCAUCUUUUUCCGUGCUUUUGUGUUGCUUCUUUGUCAUUUCGUUGUUUUUUCUUUGUUUUUUCUUGACUUUUCCUUGCUUUUCCUCGCGUUUUCCUUGCAUGUUCCUUGCUUUUUCCUUGUUUUUUUUUCUUGCUUUUUCCUUGGUUUAUCCUUGCCUUUUCUUUGGUUUUCCUUGCUUUUUUCCUGCAUUUUCCAUGCUUUUUUCUUUGUUUCGGGCUUGCAUUUUUCUUGCAUUUUUCUUGCUUUUUUCUUGCUUUUACUCGCUUUUCCGUGCAUAUUCCUUACUUUUCCUUGCUUUUUUUCGUUGCUUUUGUCUUGCUUCUUCUUUGUUUAUCUUUACUCUAUGUAG